This is a messenger RNA of Loa loa (African eye worm), 1827 nucleotides long. Its product is annotated as EF hand family protein. NCBI's taxonomy places the organism in Eukaryota, Metazoa, Nematoda, Chromadorea, Rhabditida, Onchocercidae. Gene Ontology annotation, biological process: microtubule cytoskeleton organization; cortical cytoskeleton organization; regulation of dephosphorylation. Gene Ontology annotation, cellular component: spindle; centrosome. The coding region runs from base 18 to 1355 and encodes 445 amino acids. Gene Ontology annotation, molecular function: calcium ion binding. The record is from RefSeq and is a predicted model, not a curated record. The transcript has 10 exons.
GCGGAAUCAGUGACGCAAUGUCAGCUGAUGUAAUGAGUUUGGCUAAACGUUUAGACUUGCAGCCGAAAGAGAUCAACUGUUUGAAAUCUGAAAAGGGCAAAUUAUUGAUAUUUGAAACAAAAGAAUAUGUUAAUUCACUGAGUGAACAAAAUUUGCGAUCAAAGUUGCGUCUGGAAGCUCGUCGUCGCAUGUGGAAACACAAACUAGAAUCACUACCAAGCGAUGAAGACAUUGAGCUGUUUUGUAUCAAUCUACAAAACAAAGCAACCUACUCAAGAAGUGAGGAUGACAAACUUGUUGAUUACAACAGUUACAAACAAGUGAUAAAUCUCGCUCCGAAAGCUUUGCAAGAUUUUUUAUCUGCUGAAAUUUUUAUGAAUUUGCUUCAAAUUAGCAACACCAAAGAUGAAGGACGUAUAGCUGUUGAUUCCAUUAUCGAUUAUUUGUUAACUAAAAAAGACAAAUUAAGCAAAUUGAUCCAUUUACACUAUUACGAUUCUGCGAGCAAAGGCUAUCUGUCGAUAGAGGACUUACGAGAUUUUUUAGAAGCAGAAGUGCUACCUCUUAUACCUUCUCUUGCAAAUUUGAAUGAAGAAGAGCCAAUGCUACAGGAUUAUUAUCUAUGUAUGGCUACACGAAAAAUUUUCUUUUUGCUCGAUACGAUGCAACAAAAAAAAGUUCGCAUUGUUGACAUUGUAGCUAGUCGCUUACUGGAAGAAUUUGAGACUUUAAAUGAGUCAUCGAAUGGUAAUGCUGGUGAUGAUGAGUCCGUAGAAAUGGAACAAGGGACAUCUCAAACUACCGGUACAUUGAACUGGUUUUCGAAACGAAACUGUUUGAGAAUAAAAAAUAUAUACGAACAGCUUGAUACGGAUGGCAAUGGAUUACUGAGUUUUUCAGAAAUGACUGAUUUUCAGCGCAUCACGAACUCUUUUAUGCAGAGAGUUUUUGAAGUUCAGCAAACUUAUGAUAAUGAUGAACUUGACUUGAGAGGAUUUUGUGACCUUCUAUUUGCAAUAGAGCAUAAAUCAGACCGUUCCGCGCUGAGUUAUUACUUCCGAGUGCUAGACGUUGAUGGUGACAAUUUAUUAAGUGCUUCGGAUCUGAACUUCUUCUAUCGUGAUCUUGCAAAAAUGCUAGAAGAUUGCUUCUCAGAUGGUAGUUCGCAGAAAGCGCCUUUAUUCGACGAUAUUAAGAACGAGAUAUUCGAUAUGUGCCAUCCAAAAAACCCUAAGGGGAUAACAUUAAAAGAACUGAUUUCAUCGGGCAAAGGUGGUACGGUGGUGGGUUUGUUAACUGAUCUGGAUGCUUUCCUUGAAUAUGAAAAUCGUGAAGAUGUUAUUUAUGAAGAAUGAAUUCCCGAUAUUUUCUGCAUAUUUCUUAUUUAAUUAAGAAUUUUCCUGUACUUUUUGCUGAUAAUGAAAGUUAUUUGUGGAGGCGAUAUGAAAUAUGCUGCUGUUACAUAAAGUUCAACAUCAUUUGAUGUUGAAAAUGUUUCUCUUGUGCAUUAAUUAUGGAUCAUCUAUAAUAUUAGUUUCUUUUAGUGAUUCUUUAUCCUUAUUAUGACAUUUAGGUACUGACCAAAAGUGACGAGUAUCCGUGAUAUAUGAUUUCCCUGGUUUUUUAACAAAUUUGUUUAACAUAUAUUCAUUGUACGGAAAUGUAUAUUUGUCUUUAUAAUAGUAUAGUUGCAACUUUCAUAUCGAUAAACUCUAUUUUAUUGUACAACUCAUGCAGUGGCAUAGCCUGUGAUGAAAAAGAAUUCGACAUCAUAUAUGCUACUAUCUGUCAAGCAUCUUUUCAUAAUUCCUCUGUUUCAUGCAUCCG